CCGAGGACGUAAGGACUGUGCGGGGGGCGUGCAAGGGAGAUGGGAGGCGGAGAGCGAGGCGAGCAAACGGAGCACAGUGCGCAAAGGUGAGAUGUAGAUGGAGACUGGCGGAGGCCAAGGUGAGGCGAGCAUGUCGCCGACCAGAGCACAGACCUCAUCUUCGGCAACCUUCCUCCUUUCUCAACUCUCGUUCUUUGUCACUUGCCAACUCUUCCACUCCUUCAAUCCUUUCUACUCUGCUCUCGCUCAUCUCUACCCACACACGUCCCCUCCCCGUCCUGUUCUCUCUCUCCUCGCCUCCUCGUCCUCAUUCCCGCUCAGCAUGCCGUUCACCCCGACACGCCCAAGUCGGAAAGGAAGUGUGACGGGUUUUCGCAGCCAGUCGUCCCGCCCAUGCACACCCAGUGACACGCGGCGCGGCGGUGUGACAGAAGACAUCUUCACCGUUCCCCAAAUCGGCCGUCUCGCGCGCCCACGCAACGGCUCGCUCGCGUCCAAGGUGUUGGGAGCGCUGUCUCUCACACGUCGCGAGACGCCUCGCCCAGCGAUCAGCGCUCCCAUCGCAAACGUCGACUCACCGAUUCGCUACGAGGGACCAACCGUCGACCUCAAGCGCCCCCACACCUCCAUGGCCGAGGACCCGAACGAUUCCGGGCAUGACCUGCGGCGCAGCCACUCGCGUUUGCUCGGACUGUGGACGAACGAGGAUACCAAUCGCGCGCCUCGCAUUCUCGACGCGGACGACUGGCCCAACAGCCCUACCUCGGUAGCUCACUCCCUCGACAUUUCACUCACCCCGCCUCCUUCACCGUUGCGCAACACGGUCCGCGCGCGUCACAACUCAAUGUCAGCAGCGCACACGCUGUCGAUCAACUUCUUCCCUUCGCGUCAGAACAGCGCCGACUCCGUACUAAGUGUUCCAACCCUUCCUCCACUCUCACCCGCGGCGAACGAAGGAGCGUCCAUCACGCCUUCAGCUGCCAACUCGCUCAGCUCGGCCGCCUCUAAUCACUUCCGGAUCAAGCGCAAGCCCGUACCGCGCUUCGAUGAGCCUGACGGCCUCGCCUCGUGCACUACUCUGCCCGAGAGAAUUGGUGGUGCAAAGACGCUCACCCGUGCCGAACGUCACAAAAGCCUCGACACCCGCGACCUCCCGGAUCGCACGAGCCGGACCGAGUUUCAGAUCGAGUUAGGCCGCCUGUUUGAUCAGCUGUACGACGAGUGUCGCGCUGGCGCGUCCACAGAUGCCGUACGCCGUCCACCGGUGGACAAUUUGCACCGACGCUCGCGCUCUGACUACCCCGAGGCAUGCUCGUCGUCUACCCUCCGUCUCCAGCCGCGGCGUCUCUCCCGUAUACUGUGCGAAUCAGACCUCGACAACAGGUCGUUUCCUGCGACUGAGCCGCGUGCUCGCUUGGCUGAGACUAACCCUUUCUUCGGCGGGGGCCGUGACUUCGGGGCGUCUCGCUCGACAGUUAAUCUCCUCGCCGCAUCAGACGGAACACCAAAGCCUUCUAGUCACGUACCCCGCGCCUCCGGCAAUGAGGGGCGCUACGAGGUAGGCCGGCGUGAUCGGCCAAAGCUGACAGUAGACUACACCUUCCAGCAGCUCCGCGUCGAUCCAUCGCUACGCGUGAGCCAGCGUGAGUCACCACUUUGCGGCGGCGGGUACUCACUCGAGAGCGAGACGUCGCACUGGAACGUGCACCUCGUUUACCUCAACGGACAUGUUCCGUGGCUCAAACGCACGGGGUAGGUGACGGCGCCGGACGUCUCUAACGCCUGAGAAAUUCAUUAUAAUACCUCAACACCUCACCCGCUUCAUGUACAACCUACUUCUGCCCAGCAUUCUCUUCCAACUCCGACUCCUCCCCUCGCUCCGUCGCAUGUUGUAUCUUACAGGCA
This is a messenger RNA of Cutaneotrichosporon oleaginosum, 1905 nucleotides long. RefSeq lists its product as uncharacterized. Lineage: Eukaryota; Fungi; Basidiomycota; Tremellomycetes; Trichosporonales; Trichosporonaceae. The record is from RefSeq and is a predicted model, not a curated record.